Molecule: messenger RNA, 850 nt
Organism: Daucus carota subsp. sativus
Lineage: Eukaryota; Viridiplantae; Streptophyta; Magnoliopsida; Apiales; Apiaceae
Exons: 1
Coding region: 123-683 (186 amino acids)
Source: RefSeq, a predicted model, not a curated record
CUUUUUAGCCAUGAACAGGUAGGCAUGGGAUGCUCCAUAUCUGAUAAGAAUUACAUAGCAACACUAUAAAAGCACUCACAAUAACAGAGAAAAGUGCAAGCUCAAUAAACCCAAUACAGAAAAUGGUUCUACAAGCAGAUAUCUAUCCUGGUGGCUACAAGCAAGAGAGCUACUCGCAUGAUGGUUACUACUCCUCAGGCUAUGGCCACUGCCCGAGCAUGCACAUGUACACUACUCCAUACCUGGGUUCUUCUCAUAUGAUGCAUUCAGGUGGACAUGGCCCAUACCACCAGAUAACUACUGAUUUCUACAGCGAUGGCUUAAACGGGCACAUGUCAUCAGCUUUUACUACCGACAGCAAUUUAAACCAUGGAAUGCCUACUGCCAACUACGGAAGUUCUUACCAUGGGGCUAGCAGCAAUUUUAGCCAUGGAAUGCCCACUGGCAGCUAUGGAAGCUCUUACCAUGGGGCUAACAGCAAUUUCAGCCAUGGAAUGCCCACUGGUAGCUAUGGAAGCUCCUAUCAUGGGGCAUCACCCAGUCCCAUGGGAUCAAAGAUCGAAUCAAUGAAGCAUGAAUAUAACAAUUAUAAUUAUGGCCGCCCAAGCAUGCUUCAUACCCCUAUGCAUGGCGGCCACCAGUCAGCAGAGUGGAAACUCAAGUCAAUUGAAGAUGAUGACUAGAGAUGCUAUUCGUAAUAAUUAAUCAUCAUGUCAGAAAUUUGCAGACAUAAUUACUUGGAAAUGUCUUGAUCAGCUUCUCCACAGAGAAUUUUGUGGUAGUUAUAUUAAUAUGUAUUUCCAACAAAGCCAAGAAUUAAAUAAAUUUUAAUGGUUAUCUACUAGAAACA